Messenger RNA from Dissoconium aciculare CBS 342.82, 2052 nucleotides. RefSeq lists its product as uncharacterized. Bases 1 to 2052 code for a protein of 683 amino acids. NCBI's taxonomy places the organism in Eukaryota, Fungi, Ascomycota, Dothideomycetes, Mycosphaerellales, Dissoconiaceae. The record is from RefSeq and is a predicted model, not a curated record. Gene Ontology annotation, molecular function: protein binding. The transcript has 5 exons.
AUGAGUCCGCUCAUAUACCAAUGCUCGAUUUGCGCAACGGCAAUUCUCCCAGAAGCAAAUGACCCCAACAAUUGGCAAUCGAAAUGGAAAGCCUUACGAUAUGGAGACGUUCUUCAGGACGUCCCGUACUCGAAACCUCUGCUGGACAGCGAGGAUGACGAGGACGAUCUGGACUUCGGAAAUGCUCAUCGUUUUCAUACAGCUUGUCUCGACUUGCUGCAAGCUCGCUUGGGCGACCAAUUCUUACCGAUCGAGCGUCUACAUGAUAUAUGUGCUUCCUUACCAAAGGAUAUAGUGCCGAAUUGUGUGGCAUGGGAGCACGGUUUUGGUGUGCCUCUGUCUGAGAACCACAACGACGGCAGCACCCCAUUCCCCUGGGAAGGCAAUCGCAUGAGGAAUUUAACGGGAGGCACUUGGCUAUCAUAUGACCCUCUCAAUGUUCCAGGACUUCCUACCGGUAAAUGGGACGAAUCAAUCAUUGCUACGCUGCCGGGGAAACGGGAAACACAUGCCAGAAUUUCGUCAAUCCACGAGGGAAAGCCCUUCUCUGCUUUACCUGUAGAGGUACUCGAGAUGAUCGCUGGUCACCUCUCAACGAAGGACGUCUUCUCGCUUCGCUUGUGCUCAAGCGCAUUCGGCUCAAUCAUUUACAGCAGCAAUUUCUGGAGAACGCGCUUCGACGACCAAGGGGAACGCAGUUACUGCUUCGAAGCGCAAGGCUUGCAUUCUGUCCAGAGCCUUGUUGCGGCCUACAAAAUGACUAGCACGGUUCAGGAUUCGCCUCAUAUACGCAGCAGACGGCGUAUUUGGGGACUCGUAUCCCACAUCUCUGACUUGAUCGGCCUUCGCUGCUCAGAUAAAGCGAUAUCACCGAACAUACCUGCGAAAGCAGACGAACGAGAAUGGCUGCACGUCUCAGGAGACAUGUAUCCCAAUGAGCAUAGAAUGGACAAUGGGACGGGAUGCAAGCUUUUGCGCAGUUUCCAGGUCUCGGUAGUAGAGUUGACUCGGAUAGAGAUUUUCACCUGCACGACUGGACCGGUCGCUUACAUUUGCGGCAUGCAUCUCCAAAACGGUGAUUCUUCCCAAACCAUUGGUUAUUGCAAUUCGGGGAAAUCCACGAGCGUCGAUGCUACUGGUCUUGCGGGAUUCAUUGUUGCCGUGGGAUCCCGGGGUAUUCACGCUCUAAAAGUCGUGUACCAAGAUGGUCGUCGAUCAACUUGGGUUGGUCGCCCUGACUCAUGUCUGUUGACCGAACGAUUAAACGUCCAACCUCCGAUAUUAGCCCUGCAAGCUGAUUUCGAUGGCUUCAAAAUGAUUCAGCUUGGUGUUUGUGUGAGGCGGAAGAAGGGACAGGGCGCGAGAGACUUGAAACAGUAUGGUCUGUGGUAUCCUGGCCUCUCGCCGAAGGACCUCCUUCUGAACCAGAGCACGUUCACUGCGUCCCCGGAGAAGUACAUGUCGUUUGAGCCUUUAUAUUGGGUCAAAUUUGGCACGAAAAGGGAUGGUGUGGCUGGGACGAGGAAGGUGACACUUCGCGGAGAACAUGGUAUCAGAGAGGAUUGCCCGCAACAGAUAUCAAUCACAUGGCUCGAUGAUGAUUCUGUCGAGCAAACCUCGGAGCUUAGCCACAGUUGUGGGGAAGUUGAAACGCAGAUGACAGUCAAUGGAGCCGCUGGUGAGGUCAUAGAAAAGCUGGAUCUCUCUAUGGCGCCGUUCGUCAAGGCUCGGUCAAGUGUCAAAGUCGAUCACUAUUAUCGUCUUCUCGAAUAUGGCGAGUUGGAUUUCCUCCGCAUUACCACGAGCUCUGGCAAUUCCGUAUGCAUUGGCGAGGAAGGUCCUGAGCACACUAGACGGUGCUUGAAAGCACCAGCUGGAGAGACCAUCACAGGCUUCUAUGCUUGCCGACAUCCAACAAAUACCGUCGUGAACGUCGGAAUCAUCACCGAGCGCUUAGCACCAACCCCAAAACCGUCGUCACCCACCAAACAGAACAAGACGGCAUCAAAGUCAACCCGAAAUGGAAGGAAGCGUCGCAAGACUAAACGUUGA